Messenger RNA from Contarinia nasturtii (swede midge), 1677 nucleotides. RefSeq names its product protein mono-ADP-ribosyltransferase PARP16 (gene Parp16). Bases 311 to 1420 code for a protein of 369 amino acids. Gene Ontology annotation, biological process: endoplasmic reticulum unfolded protein response. Gene Ontology annotation, cellular component: endoplasmic reticulum tubular network; nuclear envelope; membrane. NCBI's taxonomy places the organism in Eukaryota, Metazoa, Arthropoda, Insecta, Diptera, Cecidomyiidae. Gene Ontology annotation, molecular function: protein serine/threonine kinase activator activity; kinase binding; NAD+ poly-ADP-ribosyltransferase activity. The record is from RefSeq and is a predicted model, not a curated record. The transcript has 4 exons.
UUAUACUGAAAAAGAGUGAAAUUAAAAGAAUCUUCUAUCGUACAAAGCAGUUCUAAGCAAAAUUGUGUUUUUAUAUAUGAACGUUUUGUAUAAUCGGUAAAUAUAUGACUCGGUCGAAUUUAAAGAGUGAAAUAGGAAAACUGGUCGACGUGUAAUUUUGGUUUCGACAUCUGAUUGAUGAUCAGUAUAUCAAAUAAAAGGCAAAACAUCAACAUCGACAAGCUCAUAUUGAAUCAAAUUUGAAGUAAAAUUAACAAAAACAAAAACCAUUUCAUUGCGAUUGAUAAAACAGUUAAUGUAGAAAGAGGGUAUGCAAAAAAUGGAUCAAAAUUCAAUGAAUUCGAGUAAUGGAAACGAAUCAAUUGGAUCGUUUAACUGUGUGGACAAGGCAAAGGGUCUUAAAAAACUACUUGAAGCAGAUUUGGAUGCUUGCGAAUUCAAGUGGUCAUUGUUUGUAGCUGCCGCAAAUAAUUACAAAUAUGACUCGUUACUUAAACCAUUUCCAAGUGCAUACGUAGUCAAUAAAAUAUUGGACAUCAAUUGUUUGCGCGAGCGAACUGCAAAUAUUCCGGAUUUUUGUGUUCUAUUAAAACAAUUACAGCAUUUCUGUGAUCAUCCAAAUACAUCUGAUAAUUUUAUUAAUCAUGAAACGAUCGAUUUGUUGUAUUGGUGUUUGAUAAGCACUAGAGAUGAACAACCAAUAUUAAAGAGUGUAAAUCGCUCAAGCUUUGAUAGCGUUUUACAAAAAGUAAAUUCGGUUGUGCCUGGUCCAAGACCUCACCACAUCUUCGAAGUGACAUCACCAGCAGAUUCGAUUGCCGAAGAAAAAUUUCGUAGCCAUCAGACAAAUUGUUCAACCACCUUUGGCUAUCAUGGCAGCAAAUUAGAAAGUUUUCAUUCAAUCUUAAACUAUGGCCUACAACAGCAUUUGUGCAAGACUGCAUUAUAUGGUGAAGGCAUUUAUUUGUCUUCUGAACCACAUGUCAGUUUAAUGUUUAGCCCAACCAGCUAUGGAUGUUCAUGUGUAGCCAUAUGCGAAUUUGUUCAACAUCCAACUCACUUAAAAUGUCAUACCAAAGAAAAAAGUAAUCAAACUGGAGUUCCCGAUAAAUAUUUUGUGAUAACAAACAAUGAAAUAGUUCGCGUGCGUUACCUUAUUGUCUACGGUUCUGUGAUGAUAAAACCGAUGAAUUCCAGUUUGGCCCAAGGUGACGUUACGGAAAAUAAAAUGUUGUUGUGGAUCUAUCGUCAUAAAUGGAUAACAGCAAUGAUUGCAUAUGCCAUUAUGCUACUUAUAAUUGGCGCUUCCAAUUCACGACACGGUUAUUUUAUGAAACAAUAUAUGCGUCAGGCUACAACCAAUGCUAUCGACUAUUUAAAAUCGCUUGGUUUCAAUUAUAUUCAAAAAUUCUUUAAUUAAAUGUCAAUGUAAUCAAAAGAGCUCAGUUUAUCUUAUAAUUCCUUAUUUUUGUAAAAAAAAACAUUUGCAAACCUUUCAUUUAGUUUAGGUUAAAUAGUGUACUGUUAUGAUGAAAAACUAUUCUUAUUUAUGUAAGAUUAUCUUCGUUUGCUUUGAGAGAGACUGAGAGAAAAGAGGGAAGAAAAAAAACUCGUGUAUAAAAAAUUAAAACGGAAAAUUUUGUAAAUUAAAACACAACGUUUAUUUGCAUUGAAUUA